CCACUCGUGAUUUAAAUUACAUUUCAAUUUUAAAUUUCGAUAGACAAACUACAAAAUAUAUUGUGUACUCAAUAAAAUUGAUAGCGCUUAUCACUAGUUAAGCCGCUACCCCCUUUCAAUUGCACGAUUGAUAAUCAUUCAUUCAGUUGUGGUUGCUUCUUAUGGAGCCACAAAAUUGACUGCGUGGCUGUAAAGUGCGUUUGUAUGCGUGUGCGUUUCUCGCUCUGUGUGGGUGUGUGUGCGUGUCUUUAAUCGACAGUAUUCAGUGGCAAUAUGUUUACCUACGGCUGUUUGGCUAUCCUGCUUUUAGUGGCAUCAACAUCUGUGAAAGCCGAUGAUAAUGAGUCCUGUUACUCAUUCGCUGGUGGCUCAGUUUAUCCCGCUGGCGAGCCCAAGGGUGAUCAUCAAUUGCAGUACACUAAGGCCGUCAUUUCCAAGCCCGCGCCACAGUUCGAGGCCACCGCUGUGGUCAACAAAGAGAUUGUGCAGCUCUCGCUGUCCCAGUAUCUGGGAAAAUAUGUUGUCCUACUCUUCUACCCACUGGAUUUCACAUUUGUUUGUCCCACGGAAAUAAUCGCCUUUUCGGAUCGCAUCGCUGAAUUCCGCAAAAUCAAUACGGAAGUGAUUGCUGCAAGCGUUGACUCGCACUUCACACAUCUGGCAUGGAUAAACACGCCGCGCAAGGAGGGCGGCUUGGGUAAUGUGAAGAUUCCCCUUCUGUCCGAUUUGACGCAUAAGAUAAGCAAGGACUAUGGUGUGUAUCUCGAAGAAGUUGGUCAUACGCUGCGCGGCCUCUUCAUCAUUGACCAGCGCGGCGUCUUACGCCAAAUCACAAUGAACGAUCUACCUGUUGGCCGAUCUGUGGACGAGACGAUACGUCUCGUACAGGCCUUCCAGUACACCGAUACACAUGGCGAGGUCUGCCCAGCCGGCUGGAAACCAGGCGCUGAUACGAUUGUACCCAAUCCGGAGGAGAAAACAAAGUACUUUGCAAAGAACAACUAGGCAUUGUCCACUUUGCCUGCCUGCACAACCCACCAAGAUUGGCUAGCAAACAUAUUUAAAUUUAAAUGACUGAAAGAUAAAUAAAAUGAUUGUACACAUUUUCCUU
Drosophila navojoa is the source of this 1111-nucleotide messenger RNA. It is a transcript of the gene Prx4, whose product is annotated as Peroxiredoxin 4. Gene Ontology annotation, biological process: response to oxidative stress; cellular response to stress; cell redox homeostasis. NCBI's taxonomy places the organism in Eukaryota, Metazoa, Arthropoda, Insecta, Diptera, Drosophilidae. The record is from RefSeq and is a predicted model, not a curated record. Gene Ontology annotation, molecular function: thioredoxin peroxidase activity. Gene Ontology annotation, cellular component: cytosol; endoplasmic reticulum.